This is a messenger RNA of Hyla sarda, 1861 nucleotides long. RefSeq names its product serpin family E member 2 (gene SERPINE2). Gene Ontology annotation, biological process: negative regulation of plasminogen activation; negative regulation of endopeptidase activity. The coding region runs from base 16 to 1323 and encodes 435 amino acids. The transcript is spliced from 9 exons. NCBI's taxonomy places the organism in Eukaryota, Metazoa, Chordata, Amphibia, Anura, Hylidae. The record is from RefSeq and is a predicted model, not a curated record. Gene Ontology annotation, molecular function: serine-type endopeptidase inhibitor activity.
AAAUCCAGCAACUGCAUGUGUCUGAAAUACAGCAGAAUCUCGCCCCAAGAUUCACUUCGCUGGACCUUUGUUUUUGCCCUCAGUAAAUCUAUCCUAUUGUCUAGGGAUAAUUUUGUGGCUGACCGUUUUAGAAUCAUGAAGAAUCUCUUCUUUGCUUUAUUUCCGGUGGUUUACCUGACCUCUGUACAAUCGCAGAUCAACCCCUUAUCUCUUGAGGAGCUGGGUUCAGACAUUGGAAUCCAGGUGUUUAACCAAGUAGUAAAGAGCAAACCUCAUGACAAUGUGGUCAUUUCCCCCCAUGGAGUGGCAUCAGUACUUGGCAUGCUUCAACUGGGUGCAGAUGGCAAGACGAAAAAACAGCUGACAACAGUAAUGCGUUAUAAAGUGAACGUUGUUGGGAAAAUACUGAAAAGAAUCAACAAGGCAAUAGUGGCGAAGAAGAAUAAAGAUAUUGUGAGCACAGCCAAUGCAGUGUUUGCCAACGGCGGAUUCAAGAUGGAGGAACCCUUUGUCAGCAAAAAUAAAGAGGUCUUUCACAGCCAAGUGAGAAGUGUUGACUUCCAGGACAGGAACACAGCUUCCUCUAUGAUCAACCAGUGGGUAAAGAACGAGACAAAGGGUAUGAUCGACAACCUAAUAUCUCCAGAGUUGUUAGAUAGCUCGAUGACCAGAUUGGUUGUAGUUAAUGCCCUGUACUUCAAGGGUCUGUGGAAAUCUCGAUUCCAACCAGAAAAUACUAAAAAGCGGACCUUCCAUGGUCCUGAUGGAAAGGCUUAUCAAGUUCCAAUGCUGGCCCAACUUUCUUUGUUCCGUAGUGGAUCGGCGAGUACCCCCAGUGGCCUAUGGUACAAUGUAAUAGAGCUGCCUUACCAUGGAGGGAGUGUGAGCAUGUUAGUAGCACUUCCAACAGAUGAAAGCACACCAUUGUCCGCGAUCAUGCCUCACAUCAGUACAAAAACCCUGCAAAGCUGGAUGACUAUGACUCCUAAGAGAGUACAACUGAUUUUGCCUAAAUUCACUGUGGAGGCUGAUGCUGAUCUUAAGGAACCUCUUAGAAACCUUGGUAUCACUGAUAUGUUCGACUCCCAUAAGGCUAAUUUCACAAAGAUUACUAGGUCAGAGCAAAUGCAUGUUUCCCAUAUGCUACAGAAAGCUAAAAUAGAAGUGAAAGAGGAUGGUACCAAGGCCUCAGCAGCCACAGCUGCAAUUUUAAUAGCAAGAUCCUCUCCUCCCUGGUUUAUAGUGGACAGACCAUUCAUGUUUUUAAUUAGACAUAACCCAACAGGUGCGGUUCUCUUCACAGGACAAAUAAACAAACCUUGAGUUACCAGCAACUUGUCAUGAAAUCUGAACCCAGUGUUGUUUUGUACAUUACUCUAGUUUUAUUUUGUGACUGAUCACUUUACAUGGGAAAGUUUCACUGUGCUUUUAACGUUAUUUUUAUUGAUCUUUGUAUUUUUGAUACAGUAACUCUUAAUGCUGAUGUGUCUUUUUUUUUUUUUUUUUUUAACUACUGAAUUUUGUUUUCUUCCGAUCUUUUAGAAUGUUUUGGUAUCUUAGAGACCAGUUGCGUUUGUGAAACGUCCACUGGUGUCUCUUAUUUUACGGUACAGUGUUUGUGACUGGGGAGCUGUUUGCUACAGCCUCCUUCAGCCUUCAUUGGCGGUAUUUUGGCACACGUUCUACAUAUGAAGACUUUUUUUGUUUGUUUGUUUUAAUUGGCAGUUCUAUGUAUUUUGUGAAAACUGGAGAGUAGACUUAAUAUUUUUUUUUAUACAGAUUUCCUGUAACAGAUGAUGCAUGUGUUCUUUUAAAUAAAACACUCCAGACUGCGUCUCUUGUUUGAGAUGCUUUGAAAGUA